Messenger RNA from Gavialis gangeticus (Gharial), 4267 nucleotides. RefSeq names its product zinc fingers and homeoboxes 3 (gene ZHX3). The transcript has 3 exons. NCBI's taxonomy places the organism in Eukaryota, Metazoa, Chordata, Crocodylia, Gavialidae. Gene Ontology annotation, biological process: regulation of transcription by RNA polymerase II. Gene Ontology annotation, molecular function: DNA binding; DNA-binding transcription factor activity, RNA polymerase II-specific. Gene Ontology annotation, cellular component: nucleus. The coding region runs from base 324 to 3155 and encodes 943 amino acids. The record is from RefSeq and is a predicted model, not a curated record.
UUUGUUUUUAGUAUUGGAAUCACCUUUCCCUUGGAAACCGUAAUAGUCGGGGUCUUAUAUAUUUUUCUGUUACAGAUCUGAAACUUAGCUGCAGCUGAAGUGACUAAUGACGCUAAAGAUGCAUACAAGUACAGAGGAAGAACUGAAAAAUGAUACAUUAAGCAACUGUAAAGUGUUGUGGGUUCAAGAGCAUGUGUAAUAUCCUUCAAAGACUUGACAAGAGUCUGUCUUCAGACAUCAUGACUUUGCUGGAAUCUAGACCUCAGAAUACGUGCAAAUGUUUUUUUUAAAAAAAGCAUUAAUCAUCUGGCUUGGUGGCAGAGAUGGCUAGUAAGAGGAAAUCCACAACUCCCUGCAUGAUACCAGUAAAAAAGCUGGUGCUGCAGGAAACUGAAUCAGAUGUUGUGGAAGAUGAUCGUGGAGGAAUACAACAGGACACACGUCCUGAAGCCCCGGCUGCUAGUGACACUGUUGUUAACCAUAACAAUAAUGGAACAUUGUCUAAUGGGCAUCGAAGUCUUGCAGAGGGUGAUACUUAUGUGUGUAAGUAUUGUGAAUUUGGCUCUCAAGAUGUUAGUCAUUUCUUUGGGCACAUGGAUUCUGAGCACUUAGACUUCAGCAAAGACCCCUUGUUGGUGUGCACAGAGUGCAGUUUUCUGGCAAAAAGCCAUGAAGGGCUCUUGCAACACAAUGCAGAGUGCCAUGCUGGAGAAAUUGGCUUUGUCUGGAAUGUGGUUAAGCAGGACAAUCAUACUACUGUGGAGCAAAGCAUCUGUGAUGCCACCAGCAACCAAGACCUUCCAGGGGAAAUCCCUGGGGAAGGGGUGGAUAGUCAAGCUGAAAUCAUCAUUACCAAAACACCCAUUAUGAAGAUAAUGAAAGGUAAGACUGAAGCCAAAAAGAUUCACACGCUGAAGGAGAACAUAAGCAAUCAGUCUGCCAAUGAACCAGAGAUGAAAAAUGGUGACCAUCUGUUCACAAAUGGGUCUGUGCCGGUUAGCCAGUCAGUUUCAGGCUCUGCAAAACCAUCUCCCAUAGUCAAUGGCUCCAUAAUAGGCAGUGUGCCUGUCUUGCAGACAGGUGUUGCACAUCUUGUACCAUUGCAACAGCAGCCGCUAUUACACCAACAGCUACCCACAUCCAAAUCCCUUCCAAAGGUAAUGAUUCCGCUGAGCAGCAUUCCAACAUACAACGCUGCCAUGGACUCCAACAGCUUCCUGAAAAACUCUUUCCAUAAGUUCCCAUAUCCCACAAAAGCUGAGCUAUGCUACUUGACUGUCGUGACAAAGUAUCCAGAAGAACAGCUUAAGAUCUGGUUUACUGCCCAGAGGCUGAAACAAGGCAUCAGCUGGUCACCGGAAGAGAUAGAAGAUGCACGGAAAAAAAUGUUCAACACGGUUAUCCAGUCUGUACCGCAGCCUACCAUUACAGUUUUGAAUACGCCCCUAGUUGCAAACACCAGCAGCGUCCCACAUCUUAUUCAGGCAACUUUGCCUGGGCAUGUGGUUGGACAACCAGAAGGAACAGGAGGGCUGCUUGUUACGCAGCCAAUAAUGACAAAGGAGUUAAAAGGCACCAAUUCCUCUCUCACUUUAACAGUGACUUCUAUUCCCAAGCUCCAGCCUGUGACACAGCACAACACAGUGUGCUCAAAUACUGCAUCUACUGUGAAAGUGGUCAACACUGCUCAGUCUCUGCUAACUGCAUGUCCUACCAUAUCCUCACAGGCUUUCUUGGAUCCCAACAUCUACAAAAAUAAGAAGUCCCAUGAACAGCUAUCUGCACUGAAGGGCAGUUUUGGUCACAAUCCAUUCCCAGGCCAUGCUGAAGUUGAGCGGUUGACAAAAAUUACAGGCCUCUCUACAAGGGAAGUUCGAAAAUGGUUUAGUGAUAGGAGAUACCAUAACAGGAACGUGAAAGGUGGUAGAGGCAUGUUUGUGGGAGAUAACACAAUAGACUCGCUGACUGAAAUGACCUUCCCUGUAUCAACAAAAGGCACAGAGUUAACCUCUAUGACUGCAGCAACACCUGUGACUCAUCAUCACACCAGGCGGCAAUCUUGGCAUCAGACACCUGACUUCACACCGACAAAAUACAAAGAGAGAGCACCAGAGCAGCUCAAAGCUUUGGAAGGCAGUUUUGCACAAAAUCCUUUCCCUUCAGAGGAAGAAGUGGACCGUUUGAGGAGUGAAACAAAGAUGACGAGGAGGGAAAUUGAUAGCUGGUUCUCCGAGAGGAGGAAAAAAAAGCUGGCCGAGGAAAACAAAAAGGUGGAUGAAAUGGCUCAGCAAGAGGAGGAAGAUGUUGUUGAGAAUGACUGCGGAGAAGGGGAAGACUCUUCCGAUGAACUGAGGGCCUCCAGUGAGAAUGGUUCAGUGGAUAUGCCUGGCAGCAGUCAAACUGCAGCAGAGCGGAAAGUCAGCCCUAUUAAAAUCAAUCUGAAAAAACUUAAAGUGACAGAGUCCAAUGGCAAAAAUGAACUGCAGGGUUUAAGUGCAAAUAGGAAAGGGGACAGCCCUUCUAGCAGGCCGCCUACCCCCCAUAAAACCAAAUUAAACUUAAAAAAAACAGCCCAGCAGCGGCAUUUGCUUAAGCAAAUGUUUGUGCAGACACAGAGGCCAACAAAUCAAGAGUACGAUGCCAUUGUUGCUCAGACAGGCCUGCCGCGGGCGGAGGUAAUCCGCUGGUUUGGAGAUAGCCGAUACGGCUAUAAAAACGGUCAGUUGAAAUGGUAUGAGAACUACAGGCGCGGGAUCUUUCCUCCAGGUCUAGCUGAAAUCAGCCCAGACAGCAAGGAGCUCCUUGAGGACUAUUACAAGAAGCAUAAGAUGCUGCGUGAAGAUGACCUGCAGACCUUGUGUGAGAGAACUCAGUUGAAUUCACAGCGGGUUAGGGUGUGGUUUGCUGUAAAGGUGGACGAGGAAACCAGGGCCGUGUCUGACACCGGCAGCGAAGACAGGUGUUCGAGCUCUGGAGAUCCGGCAGGAAAUCAAAAAGGGACGUCUGACGCCUGUUCUGAGGUGUCCGAGAACAGCGAAUCCUGGGAGCCCGGGGGCCAGGAAGGCAGCUCGGACCCCUCAGACACGUUCAGCCAGCAGCCCACGGUCCCGCUCGGUAGGUACCCGACUGAUCGUUCAGCUGCGGAGGUGUUUUAAACAGAUUGAACUUAAACUGCCUGCUCUGAAGGAUCUGCUCUUACCUUUGAGAAGAUUUAAACUCCAUGGGCCUGAUACCAAUCCCAGUAGCAGGACAUGGGGCAAAGGCACUGCCAUAAAGGAGAUCUUUUAGUGCAGCACAACAGAGAGAGAAUGCCAGAAAACUGGGCUCUCAGGCUGCAGACAGCUCUGCACUAACCUAGAAUACUGCUUGGAGCUGGGCAGAGUAGGGUGUCCGUGAGAGCCUCUCCCUCCCAUGAAAUAGGAUGCUCUUGUUUGCUUUCCAGUGGACAAACUCUUUCAGAUUUCAUAUUCGUAUACAAAUAAUGGAACCAACUUUUUUAAAUGCACACAGCCAUCUAUACAGGCAUAAUGAAUUUUGGACUCUGAUUGCAUAAACAUGCUCACUGCAUAGAAAUGGACUAUCAUGGCACAAUACAUCUGUACCUUCAUCCGUCUGCAAUGUAUUUGUUCUCUAAAGGUUGCAAUUGUUAUGUAUGUCUCCUGCUCUUGGGUCCCUAGUACAGUUCGUGUGCACACCUUAGGGAGGGAGCAGUAUCUGAGAACCAAUAUGCGGUCUUGUGCUCCAGAACAGGAAUCAGUGGGCUGGAAAUAGCUUUCCCUUCUUGGGGUGGAUUGAAAUUGGCUAUUUUAUGCCUCUUAGGAGCUAGUGAGUUCAAAACUUUGUAAGGCCCAGGAGAUGGAGUUUGCAGUGGCUUGUCCCCUACCGGCUGCAGUAAUUUUUUUUUCCUAUGCUUGAAGAUGGAAUGUAGCACAGCCUGUGAGUCUCCAAGUCUCCCUUUAAUUACAGAGAGCUAGCACUUAAUUUUUCCAUCCUGACCUGGAAUUCCUUUUAUUGUUCACAGAGAACAAACUGUUCUUCAGAGAACAAAUACCUUAAAAAUUAAGUGUGUGCGUUCAUGUUUCAAGUCAUUAUGGUCUAGGAGGAAUCUAUUAGACAGGCAACUAGGGUUACAUAUAGGAAACUUGCCUGUUACAGAACUAGUUGAAUUAGAUCCCAACAAUAACUUAGUCACAUUUGUCCAAGCCACUUUCCUCAGUCAUCCUGGCUGGCGUUCUGUGGGGAAGGGGGUGAGGGGGGAGGCAUUUUU